This is a messenger RNA of Fimicolochytrium jonesii, 1884 nucleotides long. Its product is annotated as Sec1-like protein. Gene Ontology annotation, molecular function: syntaxin binding. The transcript has 12 exons. Lineage: Eukaryota; Fungi; Chytridiomycota; Chytridiomycetes; Spizellomycetales; Powellomycetaceae. Gene Ontology annotation, biological process: intracellular protein transport; endoplasmic reticulum to Golgi vesicle-mediated transport. Gene Ontology annotation, cellular component: cytosol; Golgi membrane. The coding region runs from base 1 to 1884 and encodes 627 amino acids. The record is from RefSeq and is a predicted model, not a curated record.
AUGCGAUGUCGCAAACGUAUAGAGGCGUUACUGGUGCUUCUAAACCUCAACAACCGGGAUGUCUUGGAGGACGAGUCCUUGACUGACGGCGUUUCGGGUCCGGCCGCGAAUACGGUUCCUGUACCGCCUCUCGCGAUUACAGAUCCAGUGUGGAAGGUGCUGAUAUACGACAAAUUCGGCCAAGACUUGAUUUCACCGCUGCUGAAGGUCAAUGAUCUGAGAGAGCAGGGGAUCACGGUCCAUAUGCCGUUGUACUCCGAGCGCCUCCCGAUUUCCGAUGUCCCUGCAAUCUACUUUGUCCAGCCGACACCUGAGAACUUGAAGAGGAUGGGAGAGGACUUUGCAAAGCGCUUGUACGAGUCAUACUAUAUCAACUUCUCUUCAGCGGUGCCACGGCCACUUUUGGAAGACCUAGCAGCUACUAGUAUUGCGACGGGCAGCAGUGCGGACAUAGCACAGGUGUUCGAUCAAUACCUAGACUACGUGUGUCCGGACCACAACCUCUUCUCGUUGAAUAUGGAGGAUUCAUAUCGGGUCCUAAACGACCCGACAACGGCCGAAUCUACGAUUGAGAAGAUGGUGGAUAAGAUUGUUGGGUCUCUCUUCUCUGUUCUGGUGACACUUGGCGUUGUGCCAAUCAUUCGAAGUCAGCGCGGAGCCGCGGAGGUGAUCGCGACGAAGUUGGAAACCAAGUUGCGCGACCAUCUGUUGAACAGCAGGGCGAACUUGUUCAUGGAUAGUGCGGUGUCAAAUCGAAGUCUUACGCGACCGGUCUUGAUCAUCCUCGAUCGGAACUUGGAUCUGACAACGAUGCUGAAUCACACCUGGACAUAUCAGACGCUAGUCCAUGACAUAUUCGACAUGAAGCUUAACCGCGUGGCAAUUCUGGACGAGGAGAAGAAGCGAAAGGUGUACGACAUCGAUGUGAAUGAUUUCUUCUGGAAGAAGAACGCGCCAAACCCAUUUCCACAAGUGGCUGAGGAUGUCGACGUGGAAAUAAAUCGGUACAAGUCCGACGUGGACGCGGUCACCCGGUCUUGUGGUGUGAGCUCGUUAGAGGAAGUGGAUCCAAAUGACUUCAACGCCGGAGCGAAAGGCCUGACCUCAGCAGUGAAGCAACUGCCGGAACUGACCGAGAGGAAAAGAUUGCUCGAUAUGCACAUGAACAUCGCAACAAGUCUGCUGAGAACGAUACAAGAACGGCAUUUAGAUCAGUUCUUCGCCAUGGAAGAGAAUAUAAUGAAACAGACGAAAGCCCAGGUUCUGGAAGUCCUGAGGAAUCCAAAGAUGGAUCCAACAGACAAAUUACGGUUAUUCAGUAUCUACUAUCUGAUGGUGGAGAACAUUUCGAAGGACGAUCUUGCGGAAUACGAGAAGGCAUUGGUAGAGGCGGGCGCAAACGUGAGCUCACUGGGCUACCUCAAACAGUUCCGAGCCUUCACCCGGAUGACAGCGGUGGCCAAUGUCCAAGCUGUUCCACAAACUGCCGCGAAUGACCUUCUGGGGAGGUUCUCUUCAAUCAGUUCCAAGUUCACAGACCAUUUAAAAGACGCCGGCGUCUCCGGCCAUUUUGAGAACCUCGUAUCCGGGGUGAAGAAUCUGCUCCCCGUGCGGAAAGACUGCCCCGCAACGCGCAUGGUCGACCUGCUGAUGGAGAACAGAGACGCGCAAGAAAUCGAUGACUAUCUUUAUCUGGACCCGAAAUUACCACGUGGUUCUGCAACGAUUGGAAAAGCACAGAGGGGCCGCACGCCAUUCACUGAGGCGAUCGUGUUUGUGGUGGGAGGCGGGAACUAUCUGGAGGCGCAGAACUUGGCCGAGUAUACUCAGGUAUGGGAGGAGGUGAUUCGCGCCGUCGGCGCGGGAAUCUGUGUUCCCUGCUAA